Molecule: messenger RNA, 3904 nt
Organism: Nematostella vectensis (starlet sea anemone)
Lineage: Eukaryota; Metazoa; Cnidaria; Anthozoa; Actiniaria; Edwardsiidae
Product: vesicular inhibitory amino acid transporter
Exons: 1
Coding region: 1465-2856 (463 amino acids)
Biological process (GO): amino acid transmembrane transport
Cellular component (GO): vacuolar membrane
Molecular function (GO): amino acid transmembrane transporter activity
Source: RefSeq, a predicted model, not a curated record
AACACACACAUGAGCUAGCUUGGGACAACUUUAUUUCCUUACCUUUUAUUUAACUUGUUUUACACAUUAAGUAAGGAUAAUUUUGCAUUUUCUCUGAUGUGUUUUGACGGAUUUUUCCCGCGAAAUUCGAGCGCCUUUUGCUGCUAACUUAGAAAAUCUUUUGCUUUUGUACCCAGAAAUUCUACUUUUGGGGUCCUGGGGAACAGUAGCAAAUGGGGGCCUCGGUCAAAUAUUCUAUGGAAAACUGCAAAUUGUACACUAUUUUUGGGAAUUUCUGGUCCCCGGGUGAAAGUGAUCUACUUCUCAAGUAAUUCCACUUUUUCCGGAAAUUUUCCAGUGGGAGUAAUCUGUACCAUUUACAAAAUAACCAGAAGUACCGGAAUUUUCGAUUAAAUGGUAAACAACCAAGAUAACGGGAAUUCCAAGUAUUGCAGGAGAAAACAAGCGGGAUUCGAGAGGGAAACGUCGUACGGUUACGGGAUUUAUGGAGAAAAAAAUUCACGCAGAAAAAUUCUACUUUUGGGGUCCUGGGGAACAGUAGCAAAUGGGGGCCUCGGUCAAAUAUUCUAUGGAAAACUGCAAAUUGUACACUAUUUUUGGGAAUUUCUGGUCCCCGGGUGAAAGUGAUCUACUUCUCAAGUAAUUCCACUUUUUCCGGAAAUUUUCCAGUGGGAGUAAUCUGUACCAUUUACAAAAUAACCAGAAGUACCGGAAUUUUCGAUUAAAUGGUAAACAACCAAGAUAACGGGAAUUCCAAGUAUUGCAGGAGAAAACAAGCGGGAUUCGAGAGGGAAACGUCGUACGGUUACGGGAUUUAUGGAGAAAAAAAUUCACGCAGAGAUUUAGCGAUUUGCAAAUGAUGGCCAAACCAACAAAGAUGGCGCAAUCCAAGGUGUCGCUAAUUUCUGCGCUUGACCCAAAUUUUCGUUCGUAUCCACUUCAUUGUUUUUGGAAAAUUCAGAAAGCGUGACGAACUUUAAUCAAUCCACUCGUGGGACUCGUGGCAAUCUUAACAGUCUACAAAAAUAUGUUCCUGAUUGACAUAUUAACGCUUUUAUUAGUAUACCAUCGAUGCAAUUGGUUACAUGUAAGACAAAUGCAGAUUUGAAAACACACUUUAAGGGAGAUUUCACCUUAGUGCUAAUUGAAAAAUAUUUCUGAGAGUAAGGUCGUUAGCCAUGGUGAUUUUGGGGAGGAUCUUUCCUUUGAAAGACCGGUAACACCAGAUGAAUCAUUGAAUUACUAGUGGUGGUUUAACAGGUGUGGAACAGGUAGAAAAUGGCUACCCAUCGGGACUUCUGAUCCUGGAUUGAAGGUUUCGGAGUCUCUUAGAGGAGGAGGAACUGAUAUAUCAUUGAUUAGAUGAUGAUACCGCGCGCGCUAAGACGUAACAAUUGCUUUUGAUUUCGAGGUGACAAAGCGCCUUGAUCCAAAAAGUGUGUUUUUUCUGUACGAAGACAUAAUAUGACAAGUAAAACAGGAGACAAAUCUAUGUACGCUUACACCUUGCUAGAUGAUUCUGCUGCGUUACCAGAUCCAGGAGAGGAUAGCUGUGGUGUCCUCACCGUCGAGCCGACGGGAAACGGUGUUCUUGUCGAAGAUGUCGAUCCCAUUGAUCAAUCCAAACUUACUUCCUCUUGUGAGACCUUCUGGAAUAUAUGUAACACCAUCCAAGGUCUACCUAUCCUGGCUAUCCCAUACGCUGUGAGGAACGGAGGCUACGUAGCAAUCUGUGCACUGAUGGUAAUCGCAAUCGCGUCCAACUACACCGCUCAAACGAUUGUCAGUUGUCUUUACGAGAGACCAGCGCCAGGAGAUAAGAGUGGCAAGAGGAAACGCGUUCGGGAAUCAUUUGUGGAUAUCGGGCGUGCGUUUAGCCCGAAAUUUGGCCACCAUCUUGUGCUUGUCACUGAGAUCGCUCAGCUUCUUUUUCUGGCCGCAGUGUAUCCUCGAAUGGUAGGAAGGAUGUUGGCAAAGUCCUUUCCCUCCACGGAUAUAUCAUGCAUGCUUUGGACACUUUUUGGUGGCAUCGCGUUUAUUCCCAACAUCUUCUUACAAAACCUUUCCCAAGUAGCAUGGACAAGCAUUAUAACUGUGCUUUCUGCUAAAGUUAUUUUUAUUGCCGUGUUCACAUACAGCGCAAUGCAGUACCAAAUGUGGGAACUAGCUUCGCUGGAUAACUUUGAGAUUCACACUUUUCCCUCCGCGCUUGGGAUUCUGGUCGCGAGUUAUCUUUCUCAGCCGUUCGUCCCAGUGAUUGAAGGGAGCAUGCGCAAGAAGGAACACUUUAAUCUCCUCAUGAACAUCGCCUACACGAGUAUGACUGUGUUGAAUAUAAUCAUCGGUGUGGUGGCGUAUAUUUCAUUCAGGCCUAAUACCGCUGAAGUCAUCACCAAUAGCCUGCCUGAGGGCUCAUUCAGACGUACAAUUAACGUCAUGGCCUCACUUCUAGUCUUCACUUCUUACACCUUACCUAUGUUCACCAUCUUUGACAUUAUACAAAACGCUAAGUUGCCCUGUAUCAGACAUAACUUUGGCGCUAGCGUUCGUGACCCGGAUGUAGUUGCAUUUCGAUUCUCGCUUGUCAGCGCGAGCAUCGCCAUGGCCGCGUUGGUUCCACGAUUCACCUACAUGCUCGCACUGGUCGGUAGCAUUGCGGGCAUCAGUCUUGAGUUUAUUUUCCCUUCGCUAUUCCACGUCAAGAUUUAUUUCAGUUCGCUGUCAUGGUGGGAGAUUGCUGUUGAUGUGUCUGUGCUAUCUUUAGGCUUGUUUUUCCUAAGCACGGGGACUUACUUUUCGAUGCGUUCUAUAGUAACAUCUAAGUGCUGCUCCAACCCAGCCGAUCCUUGUUAUUAAAGACUCUGGAUUAUAAUGUUUUUCUGCCACAAAAAAAUAACAAUGCAAAUGAGAUGUAGUUUUCAACAUAACAAACCUAAGUCCAUUUGGAUCUCUCUGAAAUUUACUCCUUAACCCCUCCCCUUCCAUUCAGUACUUUUGGGGCCAUGGUAACAGCAAGUUUGUUUACAGUUAAACUAUCGUGAUUCAUAGCAUGAUAAAAUAGGUUUAUCUAUUAGGUUUAUUUAUAUAUAUGGACCCCGCUGCUGUGUACAUUACCUGUGGCACGUCUGUCUGAAACAUGUUCCAUAAAAAUGUACUAUUUUUUUAUUACCCUAUAGGUCUAUCGCAAUUGCUUAAAAAAAUAUCCAAAACCGUUUGAGGAUACGUGAUAGUGUCCUCUGUACUACAGUUUGCUAUAGGCGGCACCUUUUAUCCAACCUUGGCAAAUGAGUCAGCAAAAAUACAGUCAUUUUUGUUCGAACAGAGUACAAAGGGGCUUAGUUAAAGUAAUCGCAUACUCGAGAAAUACACGUUUUUUUCUGUCGUUAGCUAAUGUAUUCAGCAGUUUUAAAGCUUCGACCAGCAAUACUGCGUCAUCUCGUUAAACCUUUUAACAAGAAAUAUAGGUAUGUUAUAAAGUGGGCGUCUAUAAGUGGCACUUGGAGCUGAGGUAUACCACAGGCAGAGCGUCACUCAAUACAGGUACCUGCAUGACGUGAUAUCGAAUGGCUGGUGGAGUGCGCUGAUUGGUCGAAAAGAACAAACAGACAAAUGGAAACCUGUUGAGUGCUGGCAAUACCGCUACUGAUGCCUCGCACCUGUUAGGUUUCGCGCGUGCGCAAGCGAACGCUUCUCGCUUUACCGGCUUUUGGCUUUCCUCCUUUUUAAGGGAGGCUUGCCCUACAGCAUCGUAGAGAAAGGGAGUGAAAGUAUACCAAGAGGAAGGAGAAUAUUCUAUGCACAAACCUCGCUGAGAGCCAGAGAAGGACAGUGGGUCUUGUCAGACCUGGAAUUUAUACGCUUGUUCAGGAACGUAUGUUUUUGGAGCAAUGCAUCGAAACAAAAA